Messenger RNA from Carassius gibelio (silver crucian carp), 2093 nucleotides. RefSeq names its product solute carrier family 6 member 13 (gene slc6a13). NCBI's taxonomy places the organism in Eukaryota, Metazoa, Chordata, Actinopteri, Cypriniformes, Cyprinidae. Gene Ontology annotation, biological process: sodium ion transmembrane transport. The record is from RefSeq and is a predicted model, not a curated record. The coding region runs from base 144 to 1994 and encodes 616 amino acids. The transcript is spliced from 15 exons. Gene Ontology annotation, cellular component: membrane.
UGGGAGCGAGAGGGAGGUGCAGGGGGGAGGAGUUGGACUAGGACCAUCCAGAGCUGACAGACGGGAUCUACGAAACCAGAAAACCUCCACAUUACAGAGCAAAACCUGAGAAUAUACAGGAAACCUGACACUGCAACGUUCUAAUGAAAGAAGAGAAGGAGAUGAUGGACCCGUCUAACGGGCUGAACCGGCCGCUGGAGAUUGUCCCAAACACGGAGGUGAAGAUGAAGGACAGAGGACAGUGGAGCAACAAGCUGGAGUUUGUCCUGUCGGUGGCCGGAGAGAUCAUCGGACUGGGAAACGUGUGGCGCUUCCCGUAUCUCUGCUACAAGAACGGUGGAGGUGCAUUUUUCAUCCCCUACCUGAUCUUCCUCUUCACCUGCGGUAUUCCCGUGUUUUUCCUGGAGAUCUCUCUGGGUCAGUUCACCAGCGAGGGAGGAAUCACAUGCUGGAGGAAGAUCAGCCCGCUGUUUGAAGGCAUUGGUUACGCCACUCAGGUCAUCGUGGCUCUGCUCAACUUCUACUAUAUAAUAGUUCUGGCCUGGGGAAUAUUUUACCUGUCCUUCUCCUUCACCUGGAACCUGCCGUGGGCCUCCUGCAACAACACCUGGAACACAGAUGCUUGUGUGGAAUUCCAAAGACGAAAUGUAUCCAAUGACCAAACUUACCUUGAUAACGCAACAUCACCCGUCAUUGAGUUUUGGGAACGCAGAGUUCUGCGGAUCUCGUCUGGGAUUGAGGAGAUAGGAACGCUGCACUGGGAUCUGGUCUUCUGUCUGUUGUUGGCCUGGGUUCUCUGCUAUUUCUGCAUCUGGAAAGGCGUCAAAUCCACCGGCAAGGUGGUGUACUUCACUGCGACCUUCCCGUAUUUGAUGCUGUUGAUUUUACUGAUCAGAGGGGUCACACUGCCCGGAGCAUCCCGUGGGAUCCAGUUCUAUCUUUAUCCCGACCUGGGACGGUUAGCUGACCCGCAGGUGUGGAUGGACGCAGGCACGCAGAUCUUCUUCUCAUAUGCUAUAUGUUUAGGUUGCCUUACUGCACUCGGAAGCUACAAUAAAUACAACAACAACUGCUACAGGGAUUCUUUGGCUUUGUGUUUCCUGAACAGCGGAACCAGUUUUGUCGCUGGUUUUGCCAUCUUCUCGAUUCUCGGCUUCAUGUCUUAUGAACAGAACGUCCCAAUUUCAGAAGUGGCCGAGUCUGGUCCUGGUUUGGCGUUCAUUGCAUAUCCGCGGGCAGUGUCCAUGAUGCCCAUCUCUCCGCUGUGGGCCUGUUUCUUUUUCAUCAUGAUUGUACUUCUGGGGUUGGACAGUCAGUUCGUGUGUGUGGAGAGUCUGGUCACGGCUAUGGUGGACAUGUACCCCGCUUUCUUCCGGCAGAAGAACCGCAGAGAGCUGCUCAUCCUCGCCGUGGCCGUCGUGUCCUUCCUCGUGGGACUCAUUAUGCUCACAGAGGGUGGAAUGUAUGUCUUCCAGCUGUUUGAUUACUACGCAGCCAGUGGGAUGUGUUUGCUAUUCGUAGCUAUUUUUGAGACCGUCUGCAUCGCUUGGAUAUACGGUGCUAAUCGGUUUUAUGACAAUAUUGAGGACAUGAUUGGUUACCGUCCUGGCCCGUAUAUUAAAUACUGCUGGCUCUUCUUCACCCCAGCCACAUGUUUUGGUACGUUUGCGUUCUCCCUGAUCAAAUACACUCCUCUGAAGUAUAAUAAUGAGUAUGUGUACCCGUGGUGGGGUUACGCUCUCGGCUGGCUGCUGGCGCUCUCUUCUAUGGUUUGCAUCCCGCUGUGGGUUGUUUCUAAACUGAGCAUGGCCAAAGGUUCACUGAGAGAGCGGAUCCACGAGCUCAUCACGCCCUCACCAGACCUCCCCAAAACCAGACGAGAGCAGGAGAAACUUCAGGCCAUCUUUGCAGCCGACGGCGACACUCUUCGCCAGCGAGGCGGUCCGACCAAAGAUGGGUACUUCCCCGUCAGCGAGAAGGAGUCGCACUGUUAGCUCAGCCGUCCCGUGAUGGACCACUGUAUGUUUCCCUGAGGGUGGUGCUUCUAAACCUUCCCAUGAUACCUCACACAGUACUGGCAGCCAAAUAAGCAU